UUUUGUUUUUGUUUUUGUUUUGUUAUUUUGUUUUGAUGAGUGCAGAAGAGAUUGAAUCCUACAAGUUUCAACUCGAACAAGUUGAACUUGCUUUACAGGCUGAUGCUAAUAAUGAAGAACUACAGAAACUACAAGCAGAUCUAAAAGAACUAAUAGCCAUGUUUGAAGCAGUCAAUCAAGAAACAACCAAUACAGAAUCACCACCUACAAAAAAAAGGAAAUCCGAAUCGAGUCCAUCAGCCACGACAACAACAGCACUCAAGCUACAUGAGUUUUCGGUUGAUCAAGAAGUCAUGGCACGUUGGUCUGGUGAUGGACAGUUCUAUAAAGCCACGAUUACAGCUAUUGGUGGUGCUGAUCAAGUAUUUUCUGUCAAAUUCAAAGGCUAUAGUGAUGUUGAAUUUGUCAAGGCAGAAGAUAUCAAGGCCAUUGCUACCAAGAAACGAGAACCCGGUAUUUUUGAAGUGGUGGAUAAGAAAAAGAAAAAGAAGGAACCUGUCUUACCUGUGGUUCCCCCUCCUCCUGCUAUUGCAUUACCAGCCACACCCGCCAAUGCAUUAAAAAAGAAAAAGGCAAGUGAAUUCGAGAGCAAGAAGAGUGCUUGGUUGAAUUUUGCUACAGGAUCCAAUAAGAAAAAGAAAGUAUCUGGACCUGUCAUUAAUAAAAAGAGUAUUUUCAAGACACCCGAUAACCCACACAGUAAAGUGGGUGUUGUAGGUAGUGGUAAAGGCAUGACCUCAUAUCAACAGCGUGGCAAACAUAUUUAUACGCCUACAGCUUCAGAAGAUUAAAAUUAAAAAGGGACUGUAUAAAAUAAAAUAAAAAAAAAAUCUCUUCUUUA
Gilbertella persicaria is the source of this 841-nucleotide messenger RNA. RefSeq lists its product as uncharacterized. The record is from RefSeq and is a predicted model, not a curated record. The transcript is spliced from 2 exons. The coding region runs from base 294 to 791 and encodes 165 amino acids. NCBI's taxonomy places the organism in Eukaryota, Fungi, Mucoromycota, Mucoromycetes, Mucorales, Choanephoraceae.